This is a messenger RNA of Scheffersomyces stipitis CBS 6054, 1104 nucleotides long. It is a transcript of the gene IDH2, whose product is annotated as isocitrate dehydrogenase (NAD(+)). Bases 1 to 1104 code for a protein of 367 amino acids. The record is from RefSeq and is a predicted model, not a curated record. Lineage: Eukaryota; Fungi; Ascomycota; Pichiomycetes; Serinales; Debaryomycetaceae. Gene Ontology annotation, molecular function: NAD binding; magnesium ion binding; isocitrate dehydrogenase (NAD+) activity. Gene Ontology annotation, biological process: isocitrate metabolic process; tricarboxylic acid cycle. Gene Ontology annotation, cellular component: mitochondrion. The transcript has a single exon.
AUGUUGAGACAAUUCUCCAGAGCCUCGGCUCCAAUUGCACCCAGAUGGGCCAGAACCUACAUUGCUGGCCAAUUCACCGGUAAGAAGAAUACCAACGGCACCUACACUGUUACCUUGAUUGAAGGUGACGGAAUUGGUCCAGAAAUCUCGCAGGCUGUCAAGGACAUCUACUCUGCUGCCAAGGUGCCUAUUGAAUGGGAACCAGUCGAUGUCACACCAUUGUUGAUUGACGGAAAGACCACCUUGCCUCAGCCAGCUGUUGACUCUGUCAACAAGAACUUGGUUGCCUUGAAGGGACCUUUGGCUACUCCUGUAGGUAAGGGACACACCUCGAUGAACUUGACAUUGAGAAGAACCUUCAACUUGUUUGCUAACGUUCGUCCUUGUAAGUCCAUUGUCGGCUACGAUACUCCUUACGAAAACGUCGACACCGUGUUGAUCAGAGAAAACACCGAGGGUGAAUACUCCGGAAUUGAACACACCAUCGUCCCUGGUGUUGUCCAGUCCAUCAAGUUGAUCACCAAGCCAGCCUCGGAAAAGGUCAUCAGAUACGGCUUUGAGUACGCCAAGUCGAUCGGCAAGCCUCAUGUGCUUGUGGUGCACAAGGCCUCCAUUAUGAAGUUGUCAGAUGGUUUGUUCGUCAGCACCGCCAAGGAAGUUGCUAAGGAAUACCCAGAUGUCACCUUAGACUUCGAAUUGUUGGAUAACACCUCGCUUAAGUUGACCGCAGACCCAUCUGAGUACAAGGACGUUGUCAUGGUCAUGCCAAACUUGUACGGUGACAUCAUGUCAGACUUGUCUUCUGGUUUGAUCGGUGGUUUAGGUUUGACUCCUUCCGGUAACAUGGGUAACAAGGUUUCCAUCUUUGAAGCUGUCCAUGGUUCCGCUCCAGACAUUGCCGGUAAGGGUUUGGCCAACCCAACCGCCUUGUUGUUGUCCUCUUGUAUGAUGUUGAGACACAUGUCGUUGAACGCCGACGCCGACAAGAUCGAAGCUGCAGUGUUGAAGACUAUUGCUUCUGGCCCAGAAAACAGAACCGGUGACUUGAAGGGUACUGCUUCCACAUCCCACUUCACCGAGCAAGUUAUCGCCAACUUAGAAUAG